Funneliformis caledonium is the source of this 381-nucleotide messenger RNA. The record is from the annotation of a GenBank genome assembly. Lineage: Eukaryota; Fungi; Glomeromycota; Glomeromycetes; Glomerales; Glomeraceae.
AUGCCUCCAAUUUCAAGCCGUGCUCGUCAAUUAAAAAAAGCUCAUGAAAUGCAGGCUAAAAUUAGAGAGCCACCACAAAAUUGGUUAACAGUAUCAACAUUGCGUACUUGGCAUCAAGACAUUUCUAAAUUACAUAUUGAUACUCAAACCCAUCAGGCAAUUAAUGCUCUAUCAUUUGGAACCUUAGUUGAUAAAUCAACACGAGAUGAAGCAAAAAACUUUUUUUUAUGCUAUCAAUUUUGGAAUCAAAAGGAUCAAAUACCAGUUGUAAAUGUAGCUCAUCGUGAAGAUAUUUCUAAUUGUAAUGCGAAUACUUUAUCUGAUACUAUUAUAAAAUAUAUACAACAAGAUGGUUUAGAUUUUAUUAAAUGUGCAUUAUAG